Prorocentrum cordatum is the source of this 1040-nucleotide messenger RNA. NCBI's taxonomy places the organism in Eukaryota, Dinophyceae, Prorocentrales, Prorocentraceae. The record is from the annotation of a GenBank genome assembly.
AUUCCAGGGCACCAGCUCCUCUUCUGUGUAAUUAUUGUUUGGGCCGUCUUCAGUUUCCGAUCAUUGGAGACAGCUUGUGGUUGCCCAAUCGUGACAGUGUGUGGUCGGCCACGGCAGGGGUAGCGCUGCCGUUAUGUUCCGUUUCCGCCUCCUGCUUCUAGUGAUACUCUUCCUUUUCGCCCUUCUUUACUCAGCCUCGCACUUAGCCAGUUUGGCUCAAGGUUGUCGGAGCUCCUAGUGAGAGACCCCCGGCCCGCACGCCCCCCUCUCCCCAACCAGCGAGGCGCGAUGAAGACGCUGAUGCAGGAGGAGGUCGUGAAGGUCCCGAAGGGCAUCAAGAUUACCAUCAAGUCCAAGGUCGUGGAGGUCACCGGCAAGCACGGUACCCUGAAGCGCAGUUUCAAGCAUCUGCCCAUCGAGUUGCGGUUGGCCAACAGCAACAAAGAGGUCCGGGCCAGGAUGUAUUUCGCCAAGUCGAAGCAGCUUUCCAUGCUCAACAGUUGCUGCAGCCACAUUGCGAACCUCUUCACUGGUGUGGAGCAGCGUUUCCAGUACAAGUUGCGCCUCGUGUACGCGCACUUCCCGAUCAACGUCACGAUCACAAACGGCGGCGGCACUGUCGAGAUCCGCAACUUCCUUGGGGAGAAAAUUGUGCGCACCGUGAACAUGCUGUCGGGCGUGAAGAUCGAGAAGAGCACGGCAACGAAGGAUGAGCUCAUCGUCACUGGUGCGGACAUUGAUUUGACUUCGCGCUCGGCCGCUCUCAUCCACCAGUCCUGCCUGGUUAAGAACAAGGACAUCCGUAAGUUCCUGGAUGGCAUCUACGUCAGCAGCCACGGUGCCAUCGAGGAUUGAGAUCGUCAGGGGGUGAUGCAGCGUGUGGUGACGAGGAGUCCUUCGUGGCAGAAAAGAGGUAAUCCUUCUCGUCCUCUUUCCGGCUCGGUGGCCCAGAGGGGGCGGCCCAGGAGCAUCGCCAGGCCAGGCCGUUGAGCAGUCAUGCCCUUAGCCCAGCCCUCGCUUUUAGACCGCUCGAGGCGCAA